AUGGCCGCCCUUCCAGAUCUCGAAGAGUGGAUCGCCGACUCGAACGAGGCUCUCAACAUCAGUCUAGUUGCGCCAACAUCUUCUGGCCUCCAACUUAUUUCCACUUUUAACCCGACGUUUACCUACCCUUUCUUCGGCGAAGAUGAAAAAAUCUUUGGUUAUAAGGACCUCAAGAUUAGCCUUCGGUACCGCGCAAACGACAUGCGCCCUCACCUUCGAACGUCGUAUAGCAGCAAGUUCACUCCUAUUGGCGAGACCGAACCCAUGGAUGUAAAACAAAUAUUGAAAGAAGAUGCACUGCUUCCUGAUAUCGCAUUUGGCAAAGCCGCCGAUUUUGAAAGCAAUUCACAGAAGCUCGGUGACGACUGGACGCCUCCCGGAGAUCUGCACGCGAGCUUCGAAGGCACGGAUGGCCGCUACGAGAUAUGGAAGGGUACCUUGGCGGACCCCGCCAUCAAGCAGCUAAAUAAUCGCAUCCAGUUGUUAAUCCCUCUUUUCAUCGAGGGCGGAUCCUUUAUCAACUCAACACCGGGCUCCGACUCAUCAGAAACUGGGCUCCCAGAUGCAGAUCGUUGGACUCUAUUCCUGCUCUACCGCAAGCAGUCAUCGUAUGCGGGUUCAGAAAAGAACUCAUAUGUCUUCGUCGGCUACUCUACUGUCUACCGGUUCUUCUACUUUCAACCUCCGCCUACGCCACCCGCCACCCCAAACCACGAUUGGGAGCUGCCCAAAGGGAAUCUGGACCUGGCACAGCUGCCCUGCCGCACACGGCUCUCCCAAUUUCUGAUUCUUCCUCCUUUCCAAGGCCACGGACACGGUGCGCGACUAUAUAAGUCGAUUUUUGAACACUAUCACAAGCAUCCCCAAACACGCGAGUUCACUGUCGAGAACCCGAAUGAGGCUUUUGACGAGCUCCGGGACGCAUGCGAUUUAAAAUAUCUACGCACUGUCCCAGAGUUUGCUGCUUUAAAACUGAACCCCAGUGUAACAGUCGGUGAGAAGGGACUGAUCCCGCAGCUGAUCAAGGGUGGCGAGAAUCUUGAAGCAAUUCGAACCAAGACCAAGAUCGCGCCGCGUCAGUUUGCUCGCGUGCUGGAAAUGCAUGUUAUGUCUCAGCUGCCAGACUCUGUUCGCCCGCGCAUCGACCCCGAUGAGACGGCCCCCGCAAAAACGGCUGCCGACCGCCAUCUGGAGCGACUGUGGCAACUUCUCGUCAAACAGAGAUUGUAUAGGCACAACCGUGACGUCUUGGCGCAGUUUGACCUCCCCGAGCGCAUAGAGAAGCUAGGGGAGACACUUCUAGGCGUCGAACUUGAAUACGCCAGGCUGUUAGCAGCUCAUGGCUCUAACUUUGCCAAUGCGAAAAACGUAAAGCGCAGGCUGGACGACGAUGCAAAAUCCACUUCUAGUAAACGAACGAGGAUAGAUGAGGAGUAG
Messenger RNA from Cordyceps fumosorosea ARSEF 2679, 1437 nucleotides. Its product is annotated as Histone acetyltransferase type B, catalytic subunit. Gene Ontology annotation, molecular function: histone H4 acetyltransferase activity. NCBI's taxonomy places the organism in Eukaryota, Fungi, Ascomycota, Sordariomycetes, Hypocreales, Cordycipitaceae. The coding region runs from base 1 to 1437 and encodes 478 amino acids. The record is from RefSeq and is a predicted model, not a curated record. Gene Ontology annotation, cellular component: nucleus. Gene Ontology annotation, biological process: subtelomeric heterochromatin formation. The transcript has 3 exons.